CCCAACCUGGCUCCUGUGACUCAACCAUCGUUCACAACACCUCCUCCUCUUUGCUCGCCACAGACCAAUGACGAUGGUCAGCAUCCCGGCCGCGAUGACUCUCGCUCCGGGUAGCUCGUCUACAUCUCAGUCACCGGCACUCACCCCGCCCCCCGCUUCCGCGUUCGAGCCGGUCCCCCCGACCCUCGAUGCCGCCCUCGCCGCAGGCUUCAUGGGCUCGCUGGACGUGCUUCGCUGCGCGCGUCUCAGCCUCCUCCACUCGCUCCCGCGAGUCGGCAUUGCCUGGUCUCUGUGGUGUGGGCACUGCGGUGCUCUUCGCGAGGUUGGUGAUGACACGGUGAUGGUGGCGAAGCCGAGUCGCAAGCGCGACUCGGAGGGCUUCCUCAAGGCCGAGGCCGAGGAUGAGCUCGAGGCCGAGCUGAACGCGCAAUUUGCUGCGCUCGAGGAAGAGGAGGAAAAGGCGCGCCCUGCGCGCCGCCCGCAGCGCCGCCGUCGCGCGCCGCACUGCGCUUUGUGCGGGACUAAGUUCCAGCGGCCUCGCCCAAUCCCGCCGCCCUACCCUGCGGCGAGAGCGGCUCGCACGCGUCGCCAGAGCGCACUCGCAGCCGACGCGCAGGCGCAAGCCAAAGAGGCGGCACUCAGCCCCGCAGGCACUCUUGAUGCCGGGCAGCUUCUCGGCGCCGCGCAGGCGCCGGUCCCGGUUCAGGCCCAGGCCCAGGCCAAGCCAGCGCCAGGACUCAAGAACGUUGCGUCUGGCAGCCCGACGGCGUCGUACCCCCAGCCGAAGAGCGCGCCGCCGCCGCAGCCCAACGGCGGCAUUGUCACCACUCUGCCGACCUCGCCCCCGCCGGCUAAGAAGCGCAAAGUGAAGAAAUCGGGUCUCAAGCAGCUCCUUGCUCAGAACGCUGCGCGCGAGAUCCAGAAGGGCUCAGGCAACUGGGGCCUGGGCUAGCCAUAAUGAGGCGGUACCGAGAUCCCGACGACUUGAAGCCUCCGCUCAACGACAAGCUCCGCUUGCAAAGACGUCUUCAAUCACUCGGUCACCUGUAGCAAUAUUUUGUAUCCUUAACACUCUCUCCUCUUACGCUUCUCCUCCGGGAGGAGCGAGAACGAGACGAUGGUCUCCUGCGGGGGCGCUUGCCUAUUCGGUAAGGGCAAGCUACCAUCGUUUCUCCUAAUUCUCCCAUUCUGUUGAGAGUCGUUAGCGUUGUCAGAAAACAGAAAAUCCAUGUAUGUGUGUCGUGUGCG
Molecule: messenger RNA, 1248 nt
Organism: Cutaneotrichosporon oleaginosum
Lineage: Eukaryota; Fungi; Basidiomycota; Tremellomycetes; Trichosporonales; Trichosporonaceae
Source: RefSeq, a predicted model, not a curated record